Messenger RNA from Arvicola amphibius (Eurasian water vole), 2629 nucleotides. RefSeq names its product glucosamine (N-acetyl)-6-sulfatase (gene Gns). Bases 86 to 1726 code for a protein of 546 amino acids. The transcript has 14 exons. The record is from RefSeq and is a predicted model, not a curated record. Gene Ontology annotation, molecular function: glycosaminoglycan binding; N-acetylglucosamine-6-sulfatase activity. NCBI's taxonomy places the organism in Eukaryota, Metazoa, Chordata, Mammalia, Rodentia, Cricetidae. Gene Ontology annotation, biological process: glycosaminoglycan metabolic process.
CUUAGGGAGAGCAAGCCUGACCCGGCCGGCCUGCUCACACUCUGUGUCUGUCUGUCGCUCUCGGUCACCGCAGAGCGCGGCGGCCAUGCGGCUCGUGUCCGCAGCCUGGCCCCGGCCGGGCCGCUCACCCGCGGUGCUGCUGCUGCUGCUGCUGCUGCUGUCGCUGCUGGGCUCCUGCCUGGGGCUCGUCGGGGCGGCUCGCAGGCCCAACGUGCUGCUGCUGCUCACCGACGACCAAGACUCGGAGCUCGGCGGCAUGACACCACUGAAGAAAACCAAGGCCCUCAUUGGAGAGAAGGGGAUGACUUUCUCUAGCGCUUAUGUGCCGAGCGCUCUUUGCUGCCCCAGCAGAGCCAGCAUCCUGACUGGGAAGUACCCGCACAACCAUCACGUCGUGAACAACACUCUGGAGGGGAACUGCAGCAGCAAGUCCUGGCAGAAGAUCCAGGAGCCAAGCACGUUCCCCGCCAUCCUCAGAUCAAUGUGCGGUUAUCAAACCUUUUUUGCUGGGAAGUAUUUGAAUGAGUACGGAGCCCCAGAUGCAGGUGGCCUGGAGCACGUCCCUCUGGGCUGGAGUUAUUGGUAUGCCUUGGAGAAGAACUCUAAGUACUACAACUACACGCUCUCCAUCAACGGGAAGGCGAGGAAGCACGGUGAGAACUACAGCACAGACUACCUGACGGACGUUCUGGCCAAUCUCUCCCUGGACUUCCUCGACUACAAGUCCAACUCUGAGCCAUUCUUCAUGAUGAUCUCCACUCCAGCACCCCACUCACCUUGGACAGCUGCACCUCAGUACCAGAAGGCUUUCCAGAAUGUCUUUGCACCAAGAAACAAGAACUUCAACAUCCACGGGACGAACAAGCACUGGCUAAUUCGGCAAGCCAAGACUCCCAUGACGAACUCUUCAAUACAGUUCCUAGAUGACGCGUUCAGAAGGAGGUGGCAAACUCUGCUCUCGGUUGACGAUCUCGUGGAGAAGCUAGUGAAGAGAUUGGACGUCACCGGCGAGCUGGACAACACAUACAUCUUCUAUACCUCAGACAACGGCUACCACACAGGGCAGUUCUCUUUGCCAAUAGACAAAAGACAGCUGUAUGAGUUUGAUAUCAAAGUUCCAUUGCUGGUUCGAGGGCCUGGAAUCAAGCCAAACCAGACAAGCAAGAUGCUGGUCUCGAAUAUCGACUUGGGCCCCACGAUCCUAGACCUUGCUGGCUAUGACCUGAAUAAGACGCAGAUGGAUGGAGUGUCCUUAGUACCCAUUCUGAAAGGAGCCAGUAACUUAACCUGGAGGUCAGAUGUCCUGGUGGAGUACCAGGGAGAAGGCCGUAACGUCACCGACCCGACCUGCCCUUCCUUGAGCCCUGGAGUGUCUCAAUGUUUCCCCGACUGUGUGUGUGAAGACGCCUACAACAACACCUACGCUUGUGUGCGGACGCUGUCGUCACUGUGGAACCUGCAGUAUUGCGAGUUUGAUGACCAGGAGGUGUUCGUAGAAGUCUAUAAUAUAACUGCAGACCCAGACCAAAUCACCAACAUUGCUAAAACUAUAGACCCAGAGCUUUUGGGAAAGAUGAACUAUCGCUUGAUGCUGCUCCAGUCCUGUUCAGGGCCGACCUGUCGCAGCCCAGGGGUUUUUGAUCCGGGGUACAGGUUUGACCUGCGUCUCAUGUUCAGCAAUCACGGCAGCGUCAGAACGAGAAGGUUCUCGAAGCACCCUCUGUAAGGGCCAUGCUAGCCUCUGCGUUGGAUCCUCACACGCCCCUUUCUCAUGAAGUGGCUGCAGUAGGAGCCACGCCUGGAUGAGCUCUGGCCUGGCCGUUCAAGUCCUGUUUGAAAAAUCCCCCCGGUCAGCUGACUCAGUACUGUGACUCCAGCCCGUGCUGAAGUGGCUGACCCUGUCUCUUCCUUCAGAUGACAACCAACACUCCUGAGGUCUUCAUCCUCUCCAUGUCCCUUCAUCUUGGGUGGGCACCAUGUGUGAUGACCUCCCACGUGGUCAAGUCUGAAUUUGUCAAACUGUUCAGAUAAAUGGCAAUACUUUAGGGCAGAAAGAAAAGACCACUCUGACAUUUCCACGGUGGGGCCGAGUGCUGGCUAGCCCCAAAUCUACAGCCCUGUAUAGCAUUUCAGACUGAGCCUCACCAUCAAACACACACAGCCCUGCAGAGAACUGUCUGCGGAGAUGUAGAGAAGUGGUGUUUACAGCAUCAUCGUGGUGAACGUACAGCUUGUCACCCAGGCUCUGCUCUGUUUUGCUGGAUCCCUGGGCUAUGCUGAUGCAGCCGGAGGCUGUGUAGGGUUAAGGUGAAUCCCCCUUAACUCUGAGAGCCAUCAGCUCCUCAGUGGCUCCAACCAUGCUGCGUGCUCAGAAGCCCUGGAGAAGAGGCACACCACGGGAAGGGCUAGCAUGCUUCAUGAGUGCCAGAGGCCAGCGCAGAGCAGGCUUGGGUGAGCAGGUUGAAGGGCUGCACAUAGAAGUGCCUGUCCAGGGGUUCUCAAGUGUCAGUGCCGCAAGAUGUCACCGUGACCGGCUGCAGUUAGCUGCCUUUCUCAUUUAACAUGGUCAGUGACUCAGGGCCAGUGUGAAGGACCAGCUGCUUUGUCCCACCCACCCACCCACCCACCC